Messenger RNA from Carcharodon carcharias (great white shark), 2519 nucleotides. RefSeq names its product netrin-4. The coding region runs from base 81 to 2012 and encodes 643 amino acids. The record is from RefSeq and is a predicted model, not a curated record. The transcript is spliced from 10 exons. Gene Ontology annotation, molecular function: protein binding. Gene Ontology annotation, biological process: cell migration; basement membrane assembly; substrate adhesion-dependent cell spreading. Gene Ontology annotation, cellular component: laminin trimer. Lineage: Eukaryota; Metazoa; Chordata; Chondrichthyes; Lamniformes; Lamnidae.
GAGAGAGAGGGGGAGACACCUGAGGACAGAGUGCACUAGAACUGCCGCAAUUUAAAGGGAAACCCGCCGAGCGAGCUGUCAUGCAGUUUGAAGUUGUCAAACUCCUCCUGUUCCUGGGGUGCAUCGUCUGCCGGCCAGGGGUAGCAGUGUCAGACAGGGGGAAAUCACGAACCUCUCGAUGCGAUGGCCAAUCUUGCAAUCCUUCCGUUGGUAACCUGGCAACAGGGAGGACAGUGCAGACCCUUACCACUUGCGGCGACAAUGGUACAGAGUUAUACUGCUCCUUCCCGGGCGGCGAACGUCCUGGAGACCUUGGCUCGGUCUGCAGGCACACUAUGUGCACAAAAUGCAAUUCUAAUGAAUCGGAAUAUUCCCACCCAGCUUCAGACAUGAUGGACGAUUUCUUCCACCACCAGAGCAGUUGGUGGCAGUCUGCACAAGGUGUAUCUAGGGAAGAGAUCAGACUAGACCUGGAGACAGAAUUCUACCUGACACAUGCCAUCCUGGUCUUUAAGUCACCCAGACCAGCAGCCAUGGUGCUGGAGCGCUCCCAGGACUAUGGGCAGAGCUGGAGGCCCUACAAAUAUUUUGCCAGGAAUUGCACAGAGAUAUUUGGGAUGGUCGAUGACACACUGCAGGAGAGCUCGCUCUGCACCUCCAGGUACUCUGAUCCACUGCCCUGUUCCAAGGGAGAGGUGAUAUUCCGUGCCUUAUCCCCAGCCAACAGGAUUGAAAACCCUUACAGUCCCGAGGCUCAGGACAUCAUGAAGCUCACCAACCUCCGGCUGCACUUGCUGAAACAGCAGGAGUGCCCUUGCCAGCAUACAAGGCUGAUGGAGAAGCCCGAAAGAUUUGCUUAUUAUGCAGUCUAUGACUUGAUUGUCCGGGGGAGCUGUUUCUGUAAUGGACAUGCUGAAGACUGUCAGCCGUUGGAUGGGGCCAAGCAAGGAGACAGGAAGACAGCGGCCAUGGUGCAUGGGAAGUGCGUCUGCAGGCAUAACACAGCAGGAGACCACUGUGAGAGGUGCGCACCCCUCUACAAUGACCAGCCAUGGAAACCAGGGGAUGGAAAGACAGGGAGACCAAAUCAAUGUGCAAAAUGCCAAUGCCAUGGCCACGCGGAGAGCUGUGGCUUUGAUCCUAGAGUCUGGCUGGCAUCCGGCAAGCACAGUGGAGGAAUCUGCCAAUCCUGCCAGCACCAUACAGAGGGUCGUCAUUGCCAACGCUGCCAACCUGGUUAUUACAGAGACCGCAAGAAGCCGCUGUCAGCACCGGAUGUCUGCAAACCUUGUGCUUGCCACCCAGUGGGCUCGACAAACUCGACCUUUAACAGAAGCUGGAAGUGUGACCCAAAGAGUGGAUACUGCUACUGCCAGCCUGGAGUGGGUGACCCACAAUGUACCAGCUGCCUGAUGGGCUACUGGGGUUUUGCAGAGUCAGGCUGUAAGCCGUGCAACUGUGCAAGAGCCUGCGAUCCCCAAACUGGCCGAUGUCUGGACAACUUUGAAAAUGAACAAAUUUACAAUAUCCCCAUUGGUGGCCGAAUUCCGGACAUGAUCGACAUUCCAACCAAUGAGAGUGGGCAGGAUUGGAGCUGGGAAGAUGAGCAGGGAUUCUCAGCGCUCAGACAUUCUGUGAAGUGCGUCUGCAAGGAGACUCUGUUGGGAGAUGCCACAUAUUUUUGUCCAAUAAAGUACGCAUAUGUCAUCAAGGCGAGGGUUCUUUCUGCUCAUGACAAAGGAACUCACGCUGAGGUGGAUAUCAAAGUAAAGAAGGUGAUGAAAACUGGGAAAGUGAAAAUCACCCGUGGCAACUGGAGUAUCUAUCCCGAAUCCUGGACCAAGCGGGGAUGUACAUGUCCCUUACUCAACCCUGGCACAGAUUACCUGAUCGCUGGCCACGAAGCAAGCCAAACGGGCAGACUCCUGGUCAACAUGGACAGCCUCGUCACGCCAUGGCGCGUGGGCACAGCCAAAUGGGUGGCGCACAACCUGCGCGUGAGCUGCAAGUGACUGCACCAAGUUAACACGGCAUCAAGCUGAGGGGCAUCCGGAGUCUCGCCAUUCACUGUUGAUGUGUGCAAUCAGCUCUCAUUCAACCAAGUUCCAGGGUGAAGUAUAGAGGGAAACUACAAGAUGGCAACUGGCGAGAUUCCUCCUUCAAGCCAUCAUACACUCAUGCACCUUGCUUAGAGCGAAUGCUUCAACUGCCCCUGCCUCUUUGGUCUGUCUGUUACCUUGAAAGAUCAUGAACUCUUAGCAUCAAACAAUAUGAUAACAGCAUUUCUGAUUCAUGACUCUCUGACCCCUUCCAUGUUGCUCAUGUGGUCUGCACACUAAGUGCUCAGCCUGUGCUCUGGGUGGCUCUGCGCUUGGAGUUCAUAUGUACAAUGCUUUCUUCAACCCAGCACUUUGUCUUGCUUUAAACCCAACCAGUAGAUCAAUUCAAAUUAUGUUUUUUAAUGUUUAUUUGUGAACGAUUUCAGUACUUUGAGAAGUUAUUUUGUAAAAAUAAUUAAA